UCGAUAAGAGAUUGCAAAAUGUUACGAACUACUUUCUAUUGUCUUUGGCAAUAGCGGACUUGUUGGUUAGUUUGUUUGUGAUGCCAAUGGGUGCGAUACCUGGGUUUUUAGGAUACUGGCCGUUAGGCGUUGUCUGGUGCAACGUUUAUGUGACGUGUGACGUGCUGGCCUGUUCAGCUAGUAUAAUGCACAUGUGCUUCAUCAGUAUUGGCAGGUAUCUGGGCAUCAGAAAUCCGUUGAAGAGUCGGCAUCAUUCAACAAAACGAGUGGUUGUCAUUAAGAUUGCUCUCGUCUGGCUCCUAAGUAUGAUUGUUUCGAGCUCCAUUACUGUACUAGGCCUGAUCAACAAGCAGAACAUAAUGCCAACUCCAGAGCUAUGCGUCAUCAACAACCGAUUCUUCUGGGUUUUUGGGUCACUGGUGGCGUUUUAUAUACCAAUGCUGAUGAUGGUGGUAUCGUUUGCACUCACUGUACAACUAUUGAAGAGACAGGCAAUAUUGGCUGCAACUCCUGUGCCGGGUGGUACACAGAGAAGGCAAUGCGGAGCUUUUGACACUGGACCAACGCAAGCUGUACGGCGUAUAAACGCAAGAAGUUCUCCUGAUCUGUCACCGGCAGCUGUCUCUAGACAUAUGACCUGGAGGGUGACUACCGUAUCCAGUCGCUCCCAAAGGAACAAAAUAGGCAUGAGCGUUUCACACCCUCAGUUAAGUUAUAUGAACGGCUGUAAUGGAAACGGGUCCGGCUCUGGAUCAAGGAAAGGGAGAGAUGUAGCGACACAAACGCCGGCGAGCAUUUCAGCUGAGACUCGACGCGCGAAGUUGAAGCCGCUGAAGAUUUCAUUGGCUGCACCCAACGCUUUGAGUUUAAGGUAG
Molecule: messenger RNA, 875 nt
Organism: Pieris brassicae (large cabbage white)
Lineage: Eukaryota; Metazoa; Arthropoda; Insecta; Lepidoptera; Pieridae
Gene: 5-HT2A
Product: 5-hydroxytryptamine receptor 2C-like
Exons: 6
Coding region: 81-875 (264 amino acids)
Biological process (GO): chemical synaptic transmission; serotonin receptor signaling pathway; G protein-coupled receptor signaling pathway, coupled to cyclic nucleotide second messenger
Cellular component (GO): dendrite; membrane
Molecular function (GO): serotonin binding; G protein-coupled serotonin receptor activity; neurotransmitter receptor activity
Source: RefSeq, a predicted model, not a curated record